Molecule: messenger RNA, 570 nt
Organism: Zonotrichia albicollis (white-throated sparrow)
Lineage: Eukaryota; Metazoa; Chordata; Aves; Passeriformes; Passerellidae
Source: RefSeq, a predicted model, not a curated record
CUUCAAGAUGGGGAGAAGCCCCACAAGUGCUUGGAGUGUGGGAAGAGCUUCAGACAGAGCAGCACUCUGAUCAGCCACCAGAUGAUCCACACUGGGGAAUGGCCCUACGAGUGUGGGGAGUGUGGGAAGGGCUUCAGCUCCAGCCCUGCCCUCGUCACCCACCAACGCAUCCACACUGGGGAGAGGCCCUAUGAAUGUCCCCGGUGUCAGAAGAGGUUUCAGACCAGCUCUGAUCUCCUCCUGCACCAGCGCAUUCACACAGAGGAGAGGCCCUUCCGCUGCCCCGACUGUGGGAAGGGCUUCAAGCGCAACUUCACCCUCAUCACCCACCGGCGUAUCCACACGGGGGAGAGGCCCUACGAGUGUUCCCAGUGUGGGAAGAACUUCACCCAGAUUUCUGUCUUAACCAGACACCAACAGAGGCACCUGUAAGGGAAAGCCUGGCAAUGCCCCAAUGCAAGAGGACUUUUGUGCACUGCCCCAACUUCAUCCAUAAUUGGAGGAUCCAUGUUGGGAAGAGCCUUGCUAAUCCAUGUUCCCCAUGAUCCAUGCUAGGAAGACACCUGUCCC